CACACACCCAGCUUAGCUGCAACAGACGGCCCCAGAGUCGGCAGCCAUCAGGUUGGGACUUUGAGGAAUACCGCCACCAAGAAGCCCCAAGGCGGAGAGAGGCAGACACAGACACAGGUCUUGGGUUUUGAACCCCUUCCUGCCCACCCUGAUAUGGGGAGGCUGGGAGUUGCUCCCAUAGCCUUCCUCUGUGGGGGACUCCUUCUUGUCUCCCUUCUAAGGCAAACGUUUGGACAGAGCAAGCCGCCUGAGAGCCGUGUGUGUGCCCGCAACAUGAUGCGCAUCCCCAUAGUUUACAACGAGACCUACACCAAGCCCCAGCACCAGCCUUACCUGACGUUGUGCCCUGGCCCCCGGGUAUGUAGCACCUACAGGACGACUUACCGGGUGGCCACACGGCAGGUGCGGAAAGAGAUCUUGCAGUCCAACGUCAUCUGCUGCCAAGGUUGGAAGAAACGGCACCUGGGCGACACAAAGUGCGAGGAAGCCGUUUGCCACAAGCCGUGCCAGAACGGAGGCCGCUGUGCCCAACCCAACCAGUGUCAGUGCCAACCAGGCUGGGGGGGACGGCACUGCCACGUCGAUCUGGACGAGUGCCGUGCGCCCGUCGCUCUCUGUGCUCAACGCUGCCUGAACACUGCCGGGAGCUACCGGUGCCAGUGUGACGCUGGCUACGCCCUAGAGCCGGAUGGCAAGAGCUGCCUCCUACUCCCCACGGCUCAGGCUGCCCCUUUGCUCGGCAGCAAAGUGCAAACUUUAGGGAUUCAGGAGACGAUUCCCAAAGAGAUCCAGGAACUUCAAGCGAAAGUGGACCGGCUGGAAGAGCGUCUGGAGCGUGCCAUCUCCGUCCUGCCCACGGCCCUGGAGCCCACCCAGCUGAAAGAGUUGUGGAGCCGCCUCCUCUACCUGGACCAGGUGGAAUCGCUGAGCGAUCAGCUCCUCCUCCUCGAAGAGAAACUGGGAGACUGUGCUUGCCUGAACGGUAAAAAUGGCUUUGGCUACGACAUCGCCCGGUGAUGCCUGCGCCCUGGACUCCAAUGGGAUUGAUGGGAACUCCGCCCGCCUACUGACUCCUCCUCUAACUCCGUACAGGUGGCUGCUGGUCUUUGAAGAUGAAGUUAAUAUCUUCUCCCUUAUUUAUGCUGCUGGGCACACGUCAUUAAUUAAAAAGCAAAAUUCACAGAGCGGGAGCUGUACUGGAUUCACUAAUGUCGUGG
Molecule: messenger RNA, 1217 nt
Organism: Elgaria multicarinata webbii
Lineage: Eukaryota; Metazoa; Chordata; Lepidosauria; Squamata; Anguidae
Gene: EGFL8
Product: EGF like domain multiple 8
Exons: 9
Coding region: 154-1017 (287 amino acids)
Biological process (GO): anatomical structure development
Cellular component (GO): cell surface; extracellular region
Molecular function (GO): calcium ion binding; signaling receptor binding
Source: RefSeq, a predicted model, not a curated record